GGCAAGGGCCACACUACAGCACCGAAAAUCCGCUCAACGAAACGUCGCGAUGUCAGCCAAGUCACGAGUCAACACCUCCGGUAACAAGCUGAAGAUGACCCUCGGUCUGCCAGUCGGUGCGGUCAUGAACUGCUGCGACAACUCGGGUGCCCGUAACCUCUACAUCAUCUCCGUCAAGGGCUUCGGUGCUCGUCUCAACCGUCUCCCGGCUGCAGGUGUCGGCGACAUGGUUAUGGCUACUGUCAAGAAGGGAAAGCCAGAACUCCGAAAGAAGGUCAUGCCUGCUGUCAUUGUGCGCCAGAGCAAGCCAUGGCGCAGAGCAGACGGUGUCUAUCUGUACUUUGAGGACAACGCAGGUGUCAUCGUCAAUCCUAAGGGUGAGAUGAAGGGCUCUGCUAUUACUGGACCUGUGGGCAAGGAGGCUGCAGAGCUUUGGCCGCGUAUUGCCUCCAACUCCGGUGUUGUGAUGUAAAAGGCUGGAUUUGGGAAAUGCUGAAUGACUGGGACUUUUUCAUGCAUAAGGAGCCGGCGUUGUAGCUAAGGUGGCUCGUCAGGGCUCAGUGUACAGCCACCGAGCUGGCGGGAGAUAACUUACUGGUCUCAAAAUACAGAUCGCGCUUCAUGAGUUCAAUGUUGCUCCUUUUCCAGUUUCGACGAUGUUCUUGCUGGGCUGUGACCGCCUGGACUCAGCGCCAAGGCAGCCAAGCCGAUGAUAAUGUCGAGGCCUGCUUUCUCCGGUCG
This is a messenger RNA of Pseudocercospora fijiensis CIRAD86, 741 nucleotides long. RefSeq lists its product as uncharacterized. Bases 50 to 472 code for a protein of 140 amino acids. NCBI's taxonomy places the organism in Eukaryota, Fungi, Ascomycota, Dothideomycetes, Mycosphaerellales, Mycosphaerellaceae. Gene Ontology annotation, biological process: translation. Gene Ontology annotation, molecular function: structural constituent of ribosome; large ribosomal subunit rRNA binding. Gene Ontology annotation, cellular component: cytosolic large ribosomal subunit; ribosome. The record is from RefSeq and is a predicted model, not a curated record. The transcript is spliced from 4 exons.